Messenger RNA from Lolium perenne, 963 nucleotides. Lineage: Eukaryota; Viridiplantae; Streptophyta; Magnoliopsida; Poales; Poaceae. The record is from RefSeq and is a predicted model, not a curated record.
AUGUCGAAGAGCACAUUACAGAGGCGUUUCAAGGAGAAGGAGUUUAGGAGACACUCAAAUGCCAUCAAGCCUAGAAUCACCGACGACAACAAGAAAGCAAGGGUUCGGUAUGCACUAUGUAUGCUCGACCCCGAUAGUGAAGAUCCAAAAUUUCAAGGCGGGUACAACAUCGUGCAUAUGGAUGAGAAGUGGUUUUACAAGACGAAGGGCUCUCAAAAUUAUUAUUUGGGCAACGAUGAAGAAGAACCUUACCGUUCAUGCCAAAGCAAGCACUACAUUGACAAGGUUAUGUUCCUAUGUGUCACCGGCCGGCCAAGGUUUGAUGCGGAUGGAAAUUGUACAUUUGAUGGUAAGAUUGGUAUGUUCCCCUUUGUGACCGAGAAGCCGGCGGAACGUCGUAGUGGCAACCGCGCGAGGGGAACAAUGGAAACCAAACCAUUGAAUGUUACACGGCUUGUUAGUCGAGAGUUCCUUAUUCAAAAAGUUUUGCCCGCUAUCAAGGAGAAGUGGCCAUUGGAGGAUAGAUGGAGCCCAAUAUUCAUUCAACAAGACAACGCGAAGACACAUGUAUUGCCAAAUGAUCCUGAAUUUUUAGAGGCGGCUGCUGCCGGAGGGUGGAACAUUAGCCUCAUUUGUCAACCUCCUAACUCACCGGAUACCAAUGUCCUAGAUUUGGGUUUGUUCGCCGCUCUCCAAUCAUUGUUUCAAAAAAAGUCUCCAACUUCUAUUCUUGACAUUCUCAUGAAGGUGGAACAAGCAUGGAACGAGUACCCGGCCGAGAGGAGCAACCGUGUCUUUUUGACACAUCAAACAUGCAUGGUGGAGAUCAUGAAGCUUAUGGGGGAGCACCGGUACAAGAUACCGCACAUUAGGAAGGGAGUUCUACAAAGAUUAGGAAUACUACCCGAAGUGCUACAUGUUGAUCACGCAAUUGUAAACGCGGCUAGAGAGUUCAUCAUUUAG